AGGACAAGCAGGCGGGGAGCGCCGUGAAGGUGCUGUUUUGAGGCGGGGAGGUCAUUGGAAAGUGAGGCUUCAUUCCACUUCGUUUUGGCUCUUGGACGCGGUCGCUGUAUGAGGUGUCACUUAUUCUGACAGCAGACUAGCUUCUCCUGGACCCAGCCUAGUUUUUUUUCCGCUCGAAAUGUUACGUUUAGUUCUGCGCCUGAGGCCGUGUGUUCGGUCCGCCCGGCCCGCCGUCCUGUCGGGCCCCGCGCCGGUACCGAGUCAGCUCAGACGGCUCCACAGUGACCGCAGCCAUGGCCGCUCCACACAAGCUUACAGCGGCAUCCUUACUGGAAAGACCUGUGUCUUACAGCAGCAGAGCGCUGCGCUCAGUCAGAGCAGCCGAGUCUACAGUCUGCCGCCCCACCAGAAGGUGGAACUCCCUGCUUUGUCACCCACAAUGCAGCUGGGCACCAUUGCUCGCUGGGAGAAGAAGGAGGGUGAUAAAAUCAAUGAGGGUGACUUGAUCGCUGAGGUGGAAACAGACAAGGCCACAGUAGGAUUUGAGAUGCUAGAAGAGUGCUAUCUUGCCAAAAUCUUGGUGCUGGAGGGCACAAGAGAUGUACCCAUUGGAUCAGUCAUAUGUAUUACAGUUGACAACCCUGACCUCAUCCCCGCAUUUAAGGACUUCACUCUGGAAAAACUGGCUGCUUUAGCUCCUGCAGCAGCAGCAGCCCCUCCACCUCCAGCUGCACCUGCUGCUGCUGCCCCCUCUUCUCCUCAGGCUCCAGGCAGUUCAUACCCUCCACAUAUGAAGAUUCUUCUACCAGCUCUUUCCCCCACUAUGACAAUGGGCACUGUGCAGCGCUGGGAGAAGAAAGUAGGUGAAAAAUUGAAUGAGGGUGACCUGCUGGCAGAAAUUGAGACAGAUAAGGCCACAAUUGGUUUUGAAGUACAGGAGGAGGGUUACCUGGCUAAGAUCAUGAUCCCUGAGGGAACCAGGGAUGUUCCACUGGGCACACCGCUCUGCAUCAUGGUAGAGAAAGAAUCUGACAUUCAGGCAUUCGCAGACUAUGUAGAGACAGGUGUGGCUGCUACCCCACCUCCAGCUCCAACACCGGUUGCGACUCCUCCCCCUGCAGCUGCUCCAGCGGCCCCAGCUACUCCGACUCCUGCCGCUCCGACUGCUGCUCCUGCAGCAGCUGCUAGGAAGGGCAGGGUGUUCGCUAGCCCUUUGGCCAAGAAACUAGCAGCUGAGAAGGGAAUCGACCUUGCACAGGUCACUGGCACUGGACCAGAUGGCAGGAUAACCAAGAAAGACAUUGAGACUUUUGUCCCAGCCAAGGCUGCUCCUGCCCCCAUUGCUCCUGCAGCUGCUCCUGUAGCACCCACACCUGGCCGUGUACCAGCAGCUCCAGCUGUGGCCCCAGUUCCCACUGGCACCUUUACUGACAUCCCAAUCAGCAAUAUCCGUAGAGUGAUUGCACAGAGGCUGAUGCAGUCAAAACAGACAAUUCCUCACUACUACUUGUCUGUGGACAUCAAUAUGGACCAAGUUUUGGACCUUAGAAAAGAACUGAAUGCGGAGGUAAAAGCAGAUAACAUCAAACUCUCGGUCAACGAUUUCAUAAUCAAAGCCUCGGCACUGGCAUGUUUAAAAGUGCCAGAGGCCAACUCCUCCUGGAUGGACACAGUCAUCCGACAAAAUCAUGUGGUGGAUGUUAGCGUUGCAGUCAGCACACCUAGCGGUCUGAUCACUCCUAUUGUCUUCAAUGCCCAUAUUAAGGGACUAACAGCUAUUAGCAAAGAUACAGUCUCACUGGCUACCAAGGCACGUGAGGGUAAGCUGCAACCACAUGAAUUCCAGGGUGGCACAUUCACAGUCUCCAACCUGGGCAUGUAUGGCAUAAAGAACUUCUCAGCCAUCAUCAACCCUCCUCAGGCUUGCAUCCUGGCAGUGGGGGGCUCAGAAAAGAGGUUGCUGCCUGCAGACAAUGAGAGAGGGUUUGAUGUAUCCAAUAUGAUGUCCGUAACUCUUAGCUGUGAUCACCGGGUGGUGGACGGAGCAGUAGGGGCUCAGUGGUUGGCCGAGUUCCGCAAGUUCCUGGAAAAACCCAUCACUAUGCUGCUUUGAGCAGGGAGCUGACCCUGCCCCUCAGUCCAAAAUACCAGAACUUUUCUGAGGAAGAAGUCUCUUGCAAAUGUUAAAUACUCAGAAUUGCAGGUUAUUUUCUCCCCUCUUGUCUUCACUCUUAACUUUCACGGUAAACACCCUUGGGUACUGUAUUUAUGCAGCUUUAACGUGUCAGAGCCUGAAAUAAUUUCUCAACCUACAGUAGUGUGUUGCUCUUAGGUCAAUUUGUAUAGUUUGACUGUAGAUGGAAUUGUUGGUUAAGGGUUUUGUUUUCUGCCAGGAAACGCCACAAGUUGGUGCACGUCAUUCAUUCAAGGGUUUGAAAACUGUCCAAGUCCUCCAGUUCUUUUUGCCAGGCUUUUACCACUUGUAACACUUUACACUGGGAGAUGUUUUGGCACAGAGAGAAGAUGUGCUGUACGUUCCCAAGAAAGACAUAGUAAAAUAAUGAAAUACUCCAUUUUGGGAUGUCAGUGCCAAAGGAGCUUAUCAGUGCUAUGUCUCAGCCAGGUUAAAGGUUUUAAAAAAAACCAAAAAAAAAAAAAAACCUUUGUACCUGUUCACACACAGACCUUUUUCAAACCGCAAUUGAUGUUUCAUACUAUGUACUGAGUUGUACAUACAUGCAGCGUUUUUUUUUUUCUCUGGGCCAUAUGGUGAGCCUGUAUAAAAUGACCUUAUUUGAACGUUUGAGCGUUUAUUUAUUACAUCUUUCACUCCAGGCAAAGCACGCCCUUUGUUCUGUGUUCUUAUUUCUAGCAUUUAUUUUUCCUUUUUUUUCUCAAUUGUGGAAAUAUUUUCAAAUCUAUAUUUCUGUAUUGAAGACGCACAAACAUGUAGAAUUCAGCAACCUGCUACAUGAAUAAACAAAACUAAGUCCCUAAACUGAACUGAAAUGAUGGCCUACGUCUGACGUUCUCAGAGUUAAGAACAUUUUGUUCAGGGCAUUGUGGCCAGUCAGGCAGUGUUCCCAAAUCAGUGGUUAAAACUGAAGUCAAAAAGGAAGCCAGAUAUGUACUAUUAUUAUUAAGGGAAAAUGCACAGCCAUUAUCCAUAUUAUGAGAGAAUAAACAGGAAAUAAAAACCGUU
Molecule: messenger RNA, 3202 nt
Organism: Pygocentrus nattereri (red-bellied piranha)
Lineage: Eukaryota; Metazoa; Chordata; Actinopteri; Characiformes; Serrasalmidae
Gene: dlat
Product: dihydrolipoamide S-acetyltransferase (E2 component of pyruvate dehydrogenase complex)
Exons: 14
Coding region: 179-2113 (644 amino acids)
Biological process (GO): pyruvate decarboxylation to acetyl-CoA
Cellular component (GO): pyruvate dehydrogenase complex
Molecular function (GO): dihydrolipoyllysine-residue acetyltransferase activity
Source: RefSeq, a predicted model, not a curated record